AUGGCUGACGAAACGGCACCAUCGGCGCCUCGAGGCAAAUGGCUUCCACGUCGAGAACGCCAGGAGGCGUUCCGACUGGACUGUGAAGACGAGCUGGUUUGGUCAGACUGGAUGGUUGGUCGCGAGUUCACGAAGCCACUUCUGUUAAAGAAUAUAGGCACAGAACAUCAGACCAUCUUCUACAAACUGUCGUGCGGCCGCGCCUUCAUCCUACCGUUUCCUGAGCCGUUCCGACUUCCACCAGGCAUGACAAAGAGGCUCCCGGUCACUUUCUCUCCUCUUAGCCAAAAAUCGCUUGUGGAAGAGCUGGAAAUCGUUUGCGAAAGAGGGUCCUUUGUUGUAUUCCUGAAGGCGACAGAGAAACGGGCAGCAAUCUCGCUGCCUCCCAGCGUCGACUUCGGGUUCGGCCCCGUACAGGAUGACACACAUGUACGUUUCCUUGUACACAACACGGGUUCUCUCCCGGCAGAAAUUUCGUGGAAGGAAGCCCCCCCGUUCAGAAUUCACCCGAAAACUUCUCACAUAUCUGUCGGAGGUAUGCAGCAAUUUACUGCAGUCUUCCGGCCGUCAGCCGCUCUCAUUUACGAAGGUACCAUUGUUUGUUCGGUGACGUCCAGCACACCGCGAGAAGCAAAUACCGCCCUUCACGAAGGGACGGUGCCCUCGUCGUCCAUCGUGAGAGCUAAUAUUUGUGCCUCGCCGGGCGAAGUCGAGCAAACAUGUAACAGAAGGCCGGGCGACGCAGACUCUUCUGGGACCUCGGAAUGUCAAAAGAAAAACCCGAAACUGGAGGACUAUACUACGGCAGCAAAUGAGUCUUGGUGUUCUUUCGAGACUGAAAAGGAGACAGAGUGUUGCGCGAUGAGUGUGCGAGGAAUUGGAAAACUUCCGCAUCUCCAUGUUCAUGGCGAAACGGAGGUUUCCGUCGAGUUCGGCACCGUCCUCUGGGGAACGUCGGAGACAAGGACAGUUGCCUUGGAAAAUUCCUCACCCGUUACCGCCUAUUUUGAGGUCGUCCGCACGUGCCUAAGUCAGCCGCAUGCGAACGCCAAGCUUCCAGCUACGAUAACUGCAGCUCCACGGAGCGGAGCCGUCCGCCCUGGGGAGGCCGUUCCGCUGACGUUCAAAUUUCAGGGGUUUUCUGUCAACGAAGAAGUCUUUCAGGAAUUCCAGGUGGUGAUGAGGAGUGGAGCGCCUCUCACCGUGAAAGUUCGGGGGAUCGUCGGCGCAGUUCAGGUGACGCUCUCCUCCGACAGCCUCCACUUUGGCAGCGUUCCAGCCGGCGUUAAGGUGAUCAGGCAGGUGAAGCUCCGCAACCUCUCGAAGCGCGCCGUCGCGUAUCAGCUGGUCAACUUGCACAAUUUGAGUUUCGUGCGCGCGGACAAGCCGCGCGGGAUCCUCCCCCCGCAGACCGCGACCACAGUCGCCUUCACCUUUCGCUCGCACGCGGCGCUACAGCUCCACAAAAGAAGCUUUUUUCUCCUUCGGGGCGGCGAAAAACCGCUCGCCCUCGAUCUCCUGGGAACCUGCUACACCAGCGCCGAGCGACCGGCCGCAGUCACCCUGGGUCACGUCUACCUGAGGAGGUGGACCGAGUUUGGGAAGGGCACCCCGCCGGCAGACUCCCUCGAAUUGGAUUGCCAAGGCAACCCCGACAAGGUCCCUGAGCCGCCAGAAACGAGCUUCUCUCUCUUCACUUCUUUGAUGACUGAGGGAGACGCGUCAUCCGACGGCAUCUCGCUUUCGCCGAAGGUGUUGGAAUUCAAGGCUGGCGAGCUCCCGCGAGCCCUCUCCGUGACCAACACAUCCAACAAAAAGUUCACAUGUAUCUGGAAAGACGCUCUCGAUCGAGCGAGACGGAAACCGCACCCCCCGUCAGGCUUUUCUGUCUACGCUGCGCGAGCCGAGCUCCUGCCCAACGCCGUCACCACCUUCCAAGUUACGUACGACGGCACGUCGUCGGAGUUCGUGGACUUCUGCGUGCUCGAGGCGGCGGUGUGCCCGUCAAUAAACUUGUCUUACCACCUUGUAGAGCCUUCCGCGCUUCAGCUGCCCGCCUCGAUCGCAUGCGUCGCCCGCGCCCUGCCUCCCUGCGCCAAGGCUCUACCGCCGAAAGCUCGUCUCGCAGAAACGGCCGUUCGCUUCAAACCCUGCUUUCCAGGCGAAAAGGCCUUCCACGUUACACAGAUUUUGAAUGAAGGCGACACGCCGCUGUCGUUCGAGGUGUUGCCUGAGGGUGAAGAUGCGGCGAAUGAGGAGCUCGCGACGACAGGUGCAGCGGUCUUCAGCGCGUGGCCGCUGUCGGGGGAGAUUCCGCCGCAAGGCUUCCAGCUGCUUCUCCUGCAGUUCGCGCCGGCGACGAACGUCUUCAGCGCCGGGAGCUUCAGCCUGGUUUUGGACGGCAAGCCCGCCUUCGCAAAGCGCCUGCGCGUCUACGGGUGCGCGUGGGCGCCCGCGAUGACAGUCAAGCCUGAAACGCUGGUGAGGCCGUGCGAGACGCGCGCAGCGCAGACAGAGAAGCGCUCCGGAAGUCUUCCCGCAGACGCCCGCAGGCGCCGCCUCUACGCGCGAAUUCUCCGUGCGGAAUGUGACGGAGAUUCCGAUCUGCGUCGCGAGCUGCCUCGUGGAGAACGACGGCGAGGAGGGAGCGCCGCCGCCCUUCUCACUCGAAGAAGAAAACGAAAUCCGCCUGCUGCCGCUGGAGGAAAAGAAAAUCGCCUGCCGUCCGCGUCGCUUCCGCCGAUCGGCUUGGCUCUCGUGAUGGAAACCAUGACUGAGAUGAUUCACGCCGUCUUACAUUCGGAGAAGACCGCAGAGAUUCUCCAGACGCUGCUCGAGGAACCUGCGCCUCGCUUCGACGAGAUUGUCGGGCUGCCACGGCCUACCGCCGCGAGCCCGCAGGCCCUCGAGGCGAGCGCAGCAGAUAAAUACCCAAACACGGCGAACGGCGCGCCCGCCGCACAUGCAACCUACGCGGUACCCGGUCUCACGCUCCGCGAAGAUUUCAAAAACUGGUCGCCUCUCACCGCCAACUUCCUCGACUGCGUCCCGACGCUGCCUGCCGCGCUUGCCAAAGUCCAAAGCUCGCCGCGCGACCGCGGAGACGGUCUCGAGACCCUGCUGGCCCACGACGAAAAUCUCUCUCUGGAGGCGCUCCCCGCAGUCGUCUCAGACGUUUUCCGCCGUCUGCUGCUCGAGGCAGUAGCUGGCGUCCUGCGGGCCGACGCGGCAGCCCUUGGCCUCGAGAGGAGCCCUGGCGAAGCGCCCGCGCGGUGA
Molecule: messenger RNA, 3276 nt
Organism: Besnoitia besnoiti
Lineage: Eukaryota; Apicomplexa; Conoidasida; Eucoccidiorida; Sarcocystidae
Exons: 14
Coding region: 1-3276 (1091 amino acids)
Source: RefSeq, a predicted model, not a curated record